AUGACGCUUAUGGAUAAGUUCUCUCAGCUGCCGAUGGUUAGCCUCAAACAAAUUCGCAAUGUCCGUAUUCGUAUGAUGGGUGAUGAGCCUAGUCCACCGGACAGCAUCAAUGAUGAACAUCAAUGGCGCGGGCUACAGGUUUUGGAAGGCUUGCAACUGGACAGACUGACAGUGGUGCCAUCAUGGGGAACCAAGUACAAUGGCUGUGAAGACAUCAAACGAUUCAUGGUAUCUAGUUUCCCGUGCAAGGAACUAUUCUAUUUCACCCCUACAUCUGUUUUCCAUGAAACCGACCAAACGACUUCGGCUGAGGCCUCCACGCUCCUUACUCAAAGAAUCAACGACAUGGCUAAUGACCUAAAGUCUAGAGGUGAAUUUGGUACUAGGCUCACAAUGACAAUUCUCCAGUCAUCUAAGCCAGACAGCCACUAUACGGGCACUUCCUUUAAGGACUCUGCAAUCGAAGUACUUGCCGAGACGGCAAUUUUGCCCGAUCCUGCUCCCACCAAAAUGAUCGCAUGUGGCAAAUCUUUAAAGCCUAACGUCGAGACACUAGUCAUCUUCAAGCCUGCUGCCACGACAUCUACUUUACCAGAUGCUUCCAUCGAAGGAGUGUGGAAAACCGUUGAUGACAAAAAGGUUCGAAAGACCUGGCGAGACGACUAUAGGGAUGAAUACAUUCGGGGCGCACAAGAACAAUCACCCGACAUGGAAAACAUCACUACUGGAGAACUAUUUCCAUGGCCUUAUGAUAUGCGAAAGGGAUACACCAUCAUCGAUCGGUAUGACAAUGUUGAUGAUAUCAUCUGGCCUGGAAAGAACCAUGAUCAGGCAUGGGAAGGAGUCCUUGACAACUAA
Messenger RNA from Sclerotinia sclerotiorum 1980 UF-70, 858 nucleotides. RefSeq lists its product with no specific name. The transcript has a single exon. Bases 1 to 858 code for a protein of 285 amino acids. NCBI's taxonomy places the organism in Eukaryota, Fungi, Ascomycota, Leotiomycetes, Helotiales, Sclerotiniaceae. The record is from RefSeq and is a predicted model, not a curated record.